AUGUGCAUACCCACGUGUACACCAAGUUUGCAUUUUAUUUUUUCUAUUUUUGAUACAAAUAGUGAUUAAAAGUAUUAAUAAAAAAUAAAACAUUUAUUGCUAUGAUAUAGUAAACAUACUACAUUUAUUUAUGUCGCAUUGUAAGAGUGUUUUUUAUAUAUUUCCUUUGUAUUGAACGUGUAUAACCUAUACAUUUUUAAAAAUUUAUUUUACGUGAACAUUUGUUACAAUAAAUAAUGGGUAAAAAUAAUAGACAUCAAAAAAACCUUAAAGCUGAAAAGUCAAAAGUUAAACUUAAAGCGAAUAAGUCGAAAGUCUUACCGAAGGGACAAAAUGUUACUGAUAUUAAUUUCAAAGUUAAAAAAAUUGUCAUCAAGGAGCAAUUAAAACAGCAUGAACUGGAAGAAAUUCUUAGCCGACGUAAAUUAAAUGUGAAGGAUUUAUUAUCUCGUUUACAACAUUACAAUUCAACAGUACGUCAAGAAGCUAUUAAAGAGCUGAAAGAAAUAUUACUUCAAUAUCCGAAGGACGUUUUGAGCUCUCAUUUAAAUAAUUUACUACAAGGAAUUGCGUCUUUAACGUUAGAUAAAGAAAAACCAAUUCGUCAAGAUGGUGUAAAAGUUUUAAAUUUUAUUCUAGAGACAAUAUCAGCUGAACAAUUAGCACCGUUUGCUGAUAUUUUAAUUUCUUACUUGUGUUGUGCAAUGACUCAUAUACAUCCUAGUGUUAAAGAAGACUCUCUUAAUUAUUUGGAUGUAAUAGUGUUACAUUGCAAAGAAUUGAUAGCGAAGAAUACAUGUAGAAUUUUUCCACAUUUCUUGGAUAUGAUUUCACGGCAUCAUACCCAAUCUCAAACUAAUCGUCAACUUUCUAUUACUAUUAGUUCAAGAAAUACAAGCAUUAAAUGGAGAAUUAAAGUACUGGAAAGAUUAUCAAAUAUUUUCAGUGCAAUGAUUGAUAACAAGAAAUUACACCAAAUUCAAAAUAAUUCAAAAACACAAAAAAGAAUUUAUGUUGAUGAUAAAACUUUUUAUAUUCCAUUAUACAAUGAAUACAAUUUAGAAGUAUGUCGAAUUGAUUUUAGUGAAGAUAAUUCUAAUGAACUUUAUGGAAAAGAUUAUCAAGAGGCUCAUGAAUUCAAAAAGUAUAUUGAAAUUUUAAUGCCUUUAAUUUUAGACAGUUGGUUAGAAGUACGACCAAAAGAAAAAUUGACAGGCGAAGAAGCACCAUUGAUUUCUGAUGAAACUGCUAAUUAUUUGAACUCUAUCACAACAAAUAUGCAAUUGAUUAUUGAAUUUGUGGAUCUCAUUCAACCGUUACACGAUGAAAUAAGUAAAAAUAUUUGUGAUAAAUUUCAGAAUAAUUUUGUCAAAUAUUUUUUCAAUCAUUUUCCAUAUAGUAGAUCGAACACGAUCGAAAGAAGUAAGAAGCGACAAGAGGAUUUCAAAAUGUCAGAUAUUGACACUUGUUUAAAGCAGAAUUUAUCAUUAUCUUAUAUAUUUAUGUGGAUGAUUUCUGUCAAUACACUUAGGAAAUUUAGUGAAAAUACAAAAGAGAUUUGUAGAACAAUUCUAGAAUUUAUAACUGAAUCAGUUAAUAAUUGGAAGUGCAGUAAUGGUUUAAAUACACAGCUGAUAAAAUUAUUAAGAUUAAUUUUUAUUAAAUCUAGUAAAAUUUUACAUAAAAACAAUAUCAAUUUAGACUCACUUUUACGAUCGGUGAUCGUUGCAAGCUCUAAACAAUUGAAGAAAGAAUUGUUAGAAGUAUUAGGAGACAUUAUUAUUAAUACUCAUUUAAACCACUUGCACAAUGAGCCUUCGUUCAAAGAAUUUAUAAUGACUCUGCCGGAUUUAUUAUUGAAAGAAAAAAUCUAUGAUAAUACAAUAAAAAUAAUCAACAGCGUGGUACUAAGGUAUCGAAAUUGGAUAAAAGACAAACUUUUUAUGAAACAAACAGAAAUAUUAGAAAAUGCCAAAACUAUUGAAAUUAUUGAUUCAAACAAUGAUAAAGAAUCAAGAUUGAUGAUUUGUAAUUUAUUCCAUUUUUUUAAUGGAGAGAUUUAUUAUUAAAUGUUAUUAAAUCAAAUACUUUGACAAUUAUUUCGAAUUAACUUGAAUCUAUUAUGUGCUUUCACGUUUAAAGAGAAUCCAUUAAAUGAGUACUCUACCAUUAUGGGAUUAUAUCCUAAUUGAUUAUCACAUCUAAUCCGCGUAUUGAGGAUAUAAAUAUAAUUACCAGAAAAUUAUAGUAAGUAUAAUUUAGAUAUAAACAGGUUAAUCAGAAGCUAUUAUAUCACAAACUUACAACUUUCCUUUCUUUAAAAGCUGCAAAGUUUAAUGAGUAUUAGUACCUUUUUUAUUAUUACCAUAAAAAGAUUAACAAUACAAAAUGUAUUUAAGUAUCAAUUAAUGAGUAAAAUUAAAAAAAAAUAAUAUAAAUGAUAAAGAUGUGUAUUAUGAAAUUAGUAUAGGCCGAAAUUUAUUACAAUUUUAUGGUGUAUGACUGAAUUAUGGCGAAAAUCGAUGGCUUUAAGCACUAUUGAACUUGCAAACAGAAGCAGUCAUGUUUUUUUCGGUACGAAAUGUUAAUUUACCUCUUAUAAGUGCAUUAAUUAGAGUGUGAGGUCAUUUAACUCUAAUAACAGUCAAUUUUAUUACUACUGGUCCUAUGCUUUGUUGUGAAUUUAAAUUACCUUAAAUUUUUCUUUAAAGAUGUUGCGAUAUUAUUUAAACGGAUAGUGAAAAAUUGGCAUGAAAUUAAAACAGAAAAUGAGGAGAAUGUGAUGCUGGAAUAUGCUAAAAUGUCAAGAUUUAUAGUAUUUUGUGCACUGAUACUCACAGCUUUUAGUAUUGCAAUAUUUCACGAUGCUGUAUGUCUAGGAAUAGUGAUACGAACAGAAAAUAAUAUAACUGAUAAAAACGGUU
This is a messenger RNA of Chelonus insularis, 2924 nucleotides long. Its product is annotated as testis-expressed protein 10. The record is from RefSeq and is a predicted model, not a curated record. The transcript is spliced from 5 exons. NCBI's taxonomy places the organism in Eukaryota, Metazoa, Arthropoda, Insecta, Hymenoptera, Braconidae. Gene Ontology annotation, cellular component: MLL1 complex; nucleus. The coding region runs from base 237 to 2069 and encodes 610 amino acids.